Messenger RNA from Cephus cinctus (wheat stem sawfly), 3870 nucleotides. It is a transcript of the gene Drp1, whose product is annotated as dynamin-1-like protein. The coding region runs from base 481 to 2700 and encodes 739 amino acids. Gene Ontology annotation, biological process: mitochondrial fission. Gene Ontology annotation, cellular component: membrane; cytoplasm; microtubule. Gene Ontology annotation, molecular function: microtubule binding; GTP binding; GTPase activity. The record is from RefSeq and is a predicted model, not a curated record. The transcript is spliced from 8 exons. NCBI's taxonomy places the organism in Eukaryota, Metazoa, Arthropoda, Insecta, Hymenoptera, Cephidae.
UACACAAGGAGCACGAACUCAAAUGGGAAAAUUGACAGAACCUGCCCACCAACAGUAGCAAUCCAGGAAAGUACUUGGAGCGCUCCGUUUUCAGUUCAGACUUACAAUGGUCGAUAAAAUCGUUUGUCUUUUACAAAACCGUCUUACAGCCGUCAGACACAAAUGUCCCAAAAGGUGGACUCUCUUUACUAGUAGUUACCUCCCAGUGUACAAGGCUAGGGCACUCUAAAAGAUUCGUUAGCCGGUAGAGAAUUCUACGGGCUAAUUUUUCCGUUAACUCCAUUUUUCAAUAAUUUACUGAAAAGUUGAAUUAUUCUCGAAGUAAGUUUCGAGAACUUUUAAGAGACGUCAAUAAAUUUAUUGCUCUUUUACCCAUUGGACGUUUCUGGGACGAUCUCCUUUUUAGAAUCAUUCACAUUCACAACCGGUUUUUCUUAGAUUCGCUCCAAUCGGUUGAGCUUUUAUUCUUCAUAUUAAACGAUGGAAGCAUUGAUUCCUGUAAUUAAUAAACUGCAAGAUGUAUUUAAUACCGUUGGCUCUGAUGCCAUUCAACUCCCACAAAUUGUGGUACUGGGUACUCAGAGUUCAGGAAAAUCGUCUGUGAUUGAGAGUCUUGUAGGCCGUUCAUUCUUGCCUCGAGGAACUGGCAUAGUCACUAGAAGACCUUUAAUCCUACAGCUAGUGUAUACUCCAAAAGAUGAUCGAGAACAUAGAUCUGCUGAGGCAGGAACCUUGGACGUUGAAGAAUGGGGAACGUUUUUACAUACAAGGAAUAAAAUAUUUUCAAAUUUUGAUGAUAUCCGAAGGGAGAUUGAAGCAGAGACCGAUCGCAUGGCUGGAUCCAAUAAAGGAAUUUGUCCAGAGCCAAUAAAUUUGAAGAUAUACUCAGCAAGUGUUGUCAAUUUAACACUCAUUGAUUUACCUGGCAUUACCAAAGUACCUGUUGGUGAUCAACCUGAAGAUAUUGAAAAUCAGAUUCGACAACUAGUGCUCAAAUACAUAUGCAAUCCCAAUUCGAUUAUAUUGGCUGUCGUUACAGCCAAUACUGAUAUGGCUACUAGCGAAAGCUUGAAACUCAGCAAGGAUGUAGAUCCAGAUGGAAGGCGUACUCUUGCCGUCGUCACUAAAAUGGAUCUCAUGGAUGCUGGAACGGAUGCGAUCGACAUUCUAUGCGGCCGCGUGAUACCAGUUAAGCUGGGUAUUAUUGGAGUGGUCAACCGUUCCCAGCAAGAUAUCAUGAACAAUAAAACAAUUCAGGAUGCGUUAAAAGACGAGGCUACGUUUCUGCAACGAAAGUAUCCGACUUUAGCGAAUAGAAAUGGCACGCCGUACCUUGCCAAAACGCUCAAUAGAUUAUUGAUGCAUCACAUUCGGGACUGCCUUCCCGAACUCAAGACUCGAGUGAACGUCAUGGUUUCCCAAUACCAAUCGCUCUUAAAUUCCUACGGCGAGGAUGUAGGAGAUAAAAGUCAAACAUUAUUGCAAAUCGUAACCAAAUUUGCUAGCAGUUACUGUUCGACCAUUGAAGGAACAGCGAGAAACAUUGGAACUACUGAAUUGUGUGGUGGUGCUCGAAUCUGUUACAUUUUCCACGAAGCAUUCGGUAGAACUUUGGACGCCAUUCAUCCUCUUGCUGGUCUAACGAAAAUGGAUAUAUUAACUGCCAUUCGAAAUGCCACUGGACCGAGGCCUGCUCUUUUUGUACCUGAGGUAUCCUUUGAGCUGCUGGUGAAACGUCAAAUCCGAAGGCUGGAGGAACCCUCAUUACGGUGUGUUGAAUUAGUGCACGAAGAGAUGCAAAGAAUUAUUCAGCACUGCGGUACAGAAGUGCAGCAGGAGAUGUUACGUUUUCCUAAAUUGCACGAGCGCAUCGUUGACGUCGUAAUGCAAUUACUGCGUAGACGUCUUCCAACCACUAACCAAAUGGUAGAAAAUCUAGUCGCAAUUGAAUUAGCUUAUAUUAAUACUAAGCACCCGGAUUUUCAUAAAGAUGCGGCUCUUGCAUCAUCUCUCCUCAAAAAUGCAGAGGCCGAUCAGAUUAGAUCAAGCCGAAGAAAUAUGUCUUCGUCCUCAAACUCUUCGGCCAGCAGCUUCAUCCCAAUUGAACAAAGUGCAAAACAAACAAACAGUCGCGAAGAACUGGCGUGUUUUCCUGAUCAGAAUAAGGAACAGCAACAGCCAGCACAGAAUCACUGGUUGCUGAGUAACUUAUUACCACAAGGAAGAACGGAAUCAACGAGUUCCAUGGAUGGUUCCCCCGUUAGGAAUAGAGAAGAGAGUUCAUCCCCUCAUCCGAAUCAAGCUUCGAAUCCAUCCAUCGAAAUCCAAAAAGCAUCGCCCCAGCAGAAGCCAGUGAACUUACUCUCUGAAGUGCCUAUUCAGACAUCCCGUAAGCUCAGUGAACGCGAGCAAUGCGAUUGUGACGUUAUUGAACGACUUAUCAAAUCGUACUUCUAUAUCGUACGAAAAUCCAUUCAAGACAGCGUACCCAAGGCAGUAAUGCACUUCCUGGUGAAUUUCGUGAAGGACAACUUGCAGAGUGAACUCGUUACGCACCUGUACAAGUCCGAUCACGCGGAAACUUUACUUAAUGAAAGUGAACACAUUGCUGUAAGGCGUAAAGAAGCAGGAGAUAUGCUAAAGGCGCUGACACACGCGGGUCACAUUAUCAGCGAAAUCCGCGAAACGCAUAUGUGGUGAUUAGUGACUGGUAGGUAAACGCUAUACACGACCAGAAAGGCUAGUUAUAAAUAGGUAUUAUUUACAUAUUAAUUUGGAUAAGUUAAAGGACUCGUGCUAUCUGUAUGUCGGACCAGUGUACAUAAUUCUUACUCUACGAAAAUACGAUAGGAUAGCGAGCACCCCAAACAUUCUUUACAAAAAUUUACCAUGCAAAUCACAUCCGAACAAGUUGUGUGACUCACGACUAACGAUGGGCCGGGUAUAUGCACACGUCUAUAUGAAGUUGCCUUAACAAAUCUAAAGGUAAAAUUGAGAAAAUCCUCAAGUGAAAUACACAAACCACGUGUUGAUUUUAAACCAAAGAAAUAAUUGCUCGUAGGGAUAACAAUGUCGAGUAUAGAAAGUAUCAAAUACAUCAUUCGUAUCUGACUGUAUCGAAUCGUCGUAUCGGCAACGGUAUUAUUAACUAUCUCGAUGUCCGAUCAUUACAAAUAACAUGAGAGUCUUCUGAACAACGCACUGGACAAGUACAGUUCAGAAUAUUCUGUGCGCUGAACAAGAAGACGAAAGAAUCGUGCACGUAACGUACGAGCCACAAGUAUAUCGGUCAAUCGUUAUGGCCGUUAUUGUUCAUUAUGUUUAAUUUAUACACAUAACGCGUACAUGAAGUCAUUGGAUAUCGGAAUGUGCGAUUAUAAUGUAAGCGCAAGAAAAAUAAACGUAUGACUCUUCGUUUACCGAUGUCUGAAGCUUAUGCUUUUACGAAUACAUAUUGAUAUAACGUUGCCGAAAGUUGCACUGUGUGCGAAACUUCGAACAUGACGGAAAAAGUAGAAUGUUAUUAGUGUGUCCCUUCCCUUUUUUUCAUUUUUUAUCUUGUACUGCAUAUUUCUUAAAAACGUUAAACGUAGAUCGUUACCUAAAGUAUCGAGUUCUUGAGACGCCCUGUAUUUCGCGUGAGACUUUCGUGUAGUUACACCGUUAGAAGCAUGCACUCACUCAUGGACACAAUUUUAUUAAAAAUUUGUACGAGCGAUGUCACGACGUUUGUAAGUCUUAUUAGGGCGCUUUCUUUGCAUUGAGACGUUUUUGUGACCGAAUAAGUUGUUUUUUUUUUUAUCCAAACAGCUUUAGGAAAGUUUAGCAAAUUUCAAGUAAGACGUGUGUUAAUAAAGUGUCAACCGUAAA